Messenger RNA from Octodon degus (degu), 2894 nucleotides. RefSeq names its product Kruppel like factor 5 (gene Klf5). The transcript is spliced from 5 exons. Gene Ontology annotation, molecular function: RNA polymerase II cis-regulatory region sequence-specific DNA binding; DNA-binding transcription factor activity, RNA polymerase II-specific. Gene Ontology annotation, biological process: regulation of transcription by RNA polymerase II. Lineage: Eukaryota; Metazoa; Chordata; Mammalia; Rodentia; Octodontidae. Bases 350 to 1459 code for a protein of 369 amino acids. The record is from RefSeq and is a predicted model, not a curated record.
UCGCGGGGCAGGUACGCGCGCUUGCUGCUUGCUUGCAGCUCGCUCGCGGAGGUCGGCGCUGAAGAGAGCGGGCUUCGGCGAGGCGGAGAGCGCUCUGGGGCGGGGCAGGAGAAAGUGGCCGUCCCGAGCGCCUGGCACUGACGCGCGGCGGAGCGGAAGAGUUUUGCUUUUGGUCCGCGCCUUCGAAGACUGCCCGCUGCUGGUCCAGGGGUCUCCUUGGAGCCUCCCGCCUCCUCCCGCGGCCCCGCGCCAAGCUUGCCGGCCCCAGACCUCGCGGGCCAGGUGGAGAGCGCGCCCGCCCCGCGCCCGGAGCCGCGCCCCCGAGGAGCUGGUUCAGACAAGAUGUGAAAUGGAGAAGUAUCUGACACCCCAGCUUCCUCCAGUUCCCAUAAUUCCAGAGCAUAAAAAGUAUAGACGAGACAGUGCCUCAGUGGUAGACCAGUUCUUCACUGACAGUGAAGGGUUACUGUACAGUAUCAACAUGAAUGUCUUCCUGCCUGACAUCACUCACCUGAGAACUGGCCUCUACAAAUCCCAGAGACCGUGCGUAACACACAUCAAGACAGAGCCUGUUACCAUUUUCAGCCACCAGAGUGAAACGACUGUCCCACCCCCUCCUCCGGCCCCGACCCAGGCCCUCCCCGAGUUCACCAGUAUAUUCAGCUCCCACCAGUCCACAGCUCCAGAGGUGAACAACAUUUUCAUCAAACAAGAACUUCCUACACCAGAUCUUCACCUCUCUGUCCCUCCCCAGCAGGGCCACCUGUACCAGCUCCUGAACACACCGGAUCUAGAUAUGCCCACUUCUGCAAGCCAGACGCCGGUCAUGGACACCCUUAAUGUUUCCAUGUCGGUCGCCAUGGCGGGCCUUAACACACACACCGCUGCUGUCCCGCAGACUGCGGUGAAGCCCUUCCAGGGCCUGCCCCCCUGCACAUACACCAUGCCGAGUCAGUUCCUCCCCCAGCAGCAGGCCACUUACUUCCCCCCGUCACCACCAAGCUCAGAGCCUGGAAGUCCCGAUAGACAAGCAGAGAUGCUCCAGAAUCUAACCCCUCCUCCAUCCUAUGCUGCUACAAUUGCUUCUAAGCUGGCGAUCCACAAUCCAAAUUUGCCCGCCACACUACCAGUGAACUCACCCAACAUCCAGCCUGUCAGAUACAAUAGAAGGAGUAACCCGGAUUUGGAGAAGCGCCGCAUCCACUACUGCGAUUAUCCUGGUUGCACAAAAGUUUAUACAAAGUCGUCUCAUUUAAAAGCUCACCUGAGGACUCAUACUGGCGAGAAGCCCUACAAGUGCACGUGGGAAGGCUGCGACUGGCGCUUCGCGCGCUCCGACGAGCUCACGCGCCACUACCGCAAGCACACGGGCGCCAAGCCCUUCCAGUGCGCGGUGUGCAACCGCAGCUUCUCGCGCUCCGACCACCUGGCGCUGCACAUGAAGAGGCACCAGAACUGAGCCCGCCCGCCCGCCUGCCGGCCGUGCCGCCUCGGGGAAGCCGAAGAUGCAACUGGAAAUGUAUAUUUUGUAUAUGUGAGAAAACAGGGAAUACAUUGUAUCCAUACCAAAGUGUUUGGUCCUUUUAAGAAUCUGGAAUGCUUGCUGUCGUGUACAUGGCUUCCCCCAUCAAGCAAGUGGCAUCUCAUGCCAGCGCCCCUGGUCAGGGGGCUGGGGCGGGCGGCCUGGCACAGGGGAGUGUGCUGUGGGGACUUCCUUACUGGCUUAGGCUCUGUCAGUGGAGGCAGUUGCUUAGGUACCCAGCGUUUGGGCAGUUUUCGAAUAGCCAUUGAACAAAUGUGUUUCUUUUAAAAUAUAUAUGAGUUGCCUAUAUUUGCUAUUUGAAAUUUUGUAAAUAUGCAAAUCAGCUUUAUAGGUUUAUUAGGGUUUUAAGGAUUCUUUUGGGGGGGGAAUCAUACUGCUUUUGAAAAUAACCAUGAACACGUUAGAAGUUGUGGUGAGACACCUCAGCUUUUACCAAAAUUCAUUUCUUUAGGGGGAAGGAAUAAUCAUCCAAAUGAACUUUAAAGAGCAAAUUUGAUGCACUGAUUAAGGUAGGAUUAUUUUAAAUACAAGAGUUUUAUAUGAAUUGUAAACUGAAAAGCUUAAACAUGGUUACAAUGUGCAAAAGUGAAACCUCUUGCAAGAAGCUACACAGUAUCAUUUUUAAAAGGAAGGACUUACGCAGCUGCAUGCGACAGUGCUGAACUUAGGACGCAGUCUUCAUGUGCCCAAUGUCCACUCGUGCAGUGCUGUGGGCUAGAGGGGAGUUUAUGUGGGUUUGCAUGUAAUAUACAGCAAGACACAGUAAUUUGACCUAAAUUACAGUGCGGUUUAGUUAAUCUAUUAUUGUUAAUACUGACGCAGUGUCUGCCUCUAAGUAUCCGUGGUAUGUUGGGGACUUGCGGGAGCAAGUGCUACAUAUAUGCAAUAUGAACUAGUAAUGUGCUGACACUGUUAACCAAAGGGCAGAAUAAUAAGCAAAACGCCAAAAGGGGUCUUAAUUGAAAUGAAAAUUUAAUUUUGUUUUUAAAAUAUUGUUUAUCUUUAUUUAUUUUGUGGUAAUAUAGCAAGUUUUUUUUAGAAAAACAAUUUUCAUAACUUGAUAAAUUAUAGUUUUGUUUGUUAGAAAAGUUGCUCUAAAAUGUGUAAAUAGGUGACAAAUGGUGUAAAUAAUUUUGUAAGAGGCUUAAAAUGUUUAUACGUGGAAACAGACCUACAUAAAAGCAUAAAUUGGUUGCUGUUUUGCUUCUUUUUCCCUCUUAUUUUUGUAUUGUGGUCAUUUCCUAUGCAAACAAUGGAGCAAACAGCUGUAUAGUUGUAGAAUUUUUUGAGAGAAUGAGAUGUUUAUAUAUUAAUGACAAUUUUUUUUGGAAAAUAAAAAGUGCCUAAAAGA